Molecule: messenger RNA, 493 nt
Organism: Nilaparvata lugens (brown planthopper)
Lineage: Eukaryota; Metazoa; Arthropoda; Insecta; Hemiptera; Delphacidae
Product: COMM domain-containing protein 7-like
Exons: 2
Coding region: 185-403 (72 amino acids)
Source: RefSeq, a predicted model, not a curated record
GGGGGGAAGCUCGUUUCAUUUUAGGUUAUGUUAACAACAACAAAAAAUGAUCAUUUGUAAUAACAAACUACAGUUAAUUGUUUAAAACACUUCCAAAAUUAUUCAAUUAAAAUAAAUUUAUCACUUAUUUUAUCAUCUAGUUAUUAUUUUCUAAUUCAAUUUACUGGUCCACAGAAAUAUUGAAAUGCCAGAAAUAGUCAAAGAUAUGGAUUGGCAAUUUGGAGUGACUGCAGCAUGCAGUAACAAAGAGCAAGUUGGUAAGACCUUCUUCUACCUCAAACUGAAUGUCGAAUCGGAAGAUGGAAGUCAAAGAGUUGUACACAUGGAAAUGAGCUUAUCCCAGUUCUACAGCUUUCUACAUCAGUUGGAAAAGGCGAAAAAUAGCUUGGACUUUUUACCUUGACAGUAUAAUAAGUUAUUCUCAUUGAAAGAACAAUAUUGAGGCCUUUCAACGCUUGACCGCAUUGGUUUUCGUAAUUAUGAAAAAGAUACU